UUAAACCACUGAAAGCAGCAUCGCAUAUCAGUCUGCAUACUCGACUCUUUUGCUCUGUCUCUCUCUCCUUCACUCUCUCUCUCUCUUCCUCGCUCCUUGUGGCUGUACUGGCCCUUCUGUUUGACAGGAAAAAAGGCUGUGCAAUUUCACUCUCUGCUCUUUAGUCCGAGAAGGCAGUACCUCCAACUGCAGCGCCCAGGCUCCUCUACCCCUCUACCUCUGAGACUUUCUCUCGUGCUUUUUCUGUGCCUCCACUCUUUUUCCUCUCCUUUGUUGAGCGCGAUUACACAAAGCGGCAAAAAUGGAAGCCAUCAAGAAGAAGAUGCAGAUGCUGAAGCUGGAUAAGGAGAACGCCAUCGACCGGGCGGACCAGGCAGAGUCGGAGCAGAAGGCAGCCGAGGACAAGUGCAAGCAGCUUGAGGAGGAGUUGGCCAGCCUGCAGAAGAAGAUGAAGGGAACGGAGGAUGAGCUGGACAAGUUCUCAGAGGCGCUGAAGGACGCCCAGGAGAAGCUGGAACUCUCCGAGAAGGCGGCCACUGAUGCUGAAGGGGACGUGGCAGGCCUGAACCGCAGGAUUCAGCUGGUGGAGGAGGAGCUGGACCGGGCCCAGGAGAGACUGGCCACAGCGCUGCAAAAGCUGGAGGAGGCAGAGAAGGCCGCUGACGAGAGCGAGAGAGGUAUGAAGGUUAUUGAGAACCGUGCAAUGAAAGAUGAGGAGAAGAUGGAGAUUCAGGAGUUGCAGCUGAAGGAGGCCAAGCACAUUGCUGAGGAGGCCGACCGCAAAUAUGAGGAGGUGGCCCGCAAGCUGGUCAUCCUGGAGGGUGAGCUGGAGAGAGCUGAGGAGAGGGCCGAGGUGUCAGAACUUAAAUGCGGAGAUUUGGAAGAGGAAUUGAAAAAUGUCACUAACAACCUCAAGUCUUUAGAAGCCCAGUCUGAGAAGUACUCAGAGAAAGAGGACAAAUAUGAAGAGGAGAUCAAGAUGCUCACUGACAAGCUGAAAGAGGCAGAGACACGGGCCGAGUUUGCAGAGAGGACGGUGACCAAACUGGAAAAGACCAUCGAUGAUCUAGAGGAAAACCUAUCUAAUGCAAAAGAGGAGAACCUGGAGAUGCAACAAAUGUUGGACCAGACACUACAGGAGCUGAACAGCUUGUAAACACCUGGAGGGACCAAGGAGAUUGAAUCAUCAACAUUCCACAGUUUCAGCUUAGAACUCUCUAAGCUUUUUAAAGCUGGCUUUGUCUCACUCCGUCUCCCUGUCUCUAUUUUGUCAAAAAACAUUCCAGCAACUAUUUUCAAAUUGUCCAGCUUUUUGCUAUCACUAGUUUGUGUCUGUGCACAUUCCUGUUAACCACUUUUUAUUUGGUUAUAUUUUGUUGUUGUUGUUGAAGAAUUAUAUAUCAGUGAAUCCACAGUGAGGCCAAGUCUUAUUGAAAAAGUUUGCAAAUGACUCACUAUUUGUUUGUAUAAUCCAGGCCUAGACUUUACAUUACAAUGUGUUAUUUCACAUGGACAAACUACAUUUCAAGGUAACAUUUUAAUAAUAAGUAACACAGACAGAACUUUAUUUAUUUCUGGUAGGAUAAUAACAAAUCAUCUCCAGAAGACCUGUGUACAGAACCGUAGCCUACAUGCCAUGCCAAGAGCACCCCUCUCUGUUGUAUUCAAAAAUAUUUUGUCUAAUGUGAAGGCUGCAGCCUAUGCCAGUUUCAAAAUGUGACAAUCUUCAAGAAAAUAUAUAUUAUUACUCUAGACUGUUGUAGGCUAUAGUCUAUAGCUUGAUGGUGCUAAGAAUUUAUCAUUCUAAAAUACUUUUAUAAAAAAUAAGUAAUGCUUGUAAAACACAAAACCAAAGAUUUUGACCGUUUUCCCUCAGUGUUCUUCCCUCCCCCCACACACACCCAAACUUGUUUAUUUUGUAGGGCUUACCUUCCCUUAGCCUAUGUCUAUCUUAAUUUGUUUUGUAUCUCUGAAGAAGUUGUAAUAAAGUUUUAUACAUUUUGGA
Molecule: messenger RNA, 2005 nt
Organism: Alosa alosa (allis shad)
Lineage: Eukaryota; Metazoa; Chordata; Actinopteri; Clupeiformes; Clupeidae
Product: tropomyosin alpha-1 chain-like
Exons: 9
Coding region: 302-1156 (284 amino acids)
Biological process (GO): muscle contraction; actin filament organization
Cellular component (GO): actin filament
Molecular function (GO): actin filament binding
Source: RefSeq, a predicted model, not a curated record